AGUAAUGUAGCCUUUGUGUAGUAACGUGUCGUCUUUAUAUUGUACAUUUUAUUAGUGUAAAUAAAGUUACAUUUUAAUGUGUUAUUUCGCUACGCCUGGGAGCUUGAAUAGACUGCGAUGUCUCCCGGCCACCCCGAACUCCAGGACGUAACAGUGGCGACGAGAAAUCCGUGCGUGCAAUAGUGAGGAACCGCGACACGUUAAGUUUUCCGCGGAGGAGAAGAUGGGCGACGGCGACACAAUGGACAUCAGGCGGAGUGAGCAAGCACAGCUCCAGCAUUCGGCUUCAAUGGCUGGACAGGAUCAGCACCAGCGUCAGGUGGAUCAGUGGCAACACUCGCCGGUUCUGAGGUCAGUAUACCAGAACCAAAAUGCUCCAUUCCCAUCAGUGCCCGUGGAAAUCCGUCCUCAGCAUCAGCACCAGUUUAUCGAUCAACCCUCGCAUCAAACCCCAGCUGGAGUCAAUGAAUGCCCCAUUGACUCGCUACCAUAUGAUGGGCAGUCAGCGGUACAAGCACCACCGCCGCCAUCAUCGUCAGGCCGGUUUCCACUCGAUCGAGAGCAGUACCUCGAAGAGCAGUUUCGGCAGAUGCGAGAAGCUAGCGACAAAUACUUUAAUAGUAUGAAUCGGCUGAUGGAGCUCCAAUAUCAAGCUUAUGUGGAGCGGAUGAAAACAUUCAACCAACAGACGCAGUUGAUGUUUUCGCUAUGUUGGGCUGCUCGAGCGCCACAGCCAACAUACAAGUCUUUCCCGAUCAGCACAAAACAGCAGGAAACACAACACCAAGCACCGUUUCCAAAUGAUGCCUACUCUACGGCGGCGGUAAUAAAUGAAGAGCAACCGCGGCAGCCACGAGUGGAUCAGCUGAUUGUUUCCGAGCCGGCGCUUCGUUGUGAUGAUCAACAGCAGCAGAGCCAAGAAAUAAAAAAGCCUAUUGUCGUACCUGCAGCACCCGACGGCAGUAGUGAAGUAGGUUUGGAACACGCUCAGCAGAACGAGCAAGCAGCAGGGGUGUUCAAGUCGUGCAUUGUCGGUUCACUUCGGAAAGUAGAAAUUGUUUCCGAUAAGCACCCACCGAUCGGCGCGAUCGAGUCGGAUCGAAAGUUCGUCCAAUACUUUCUGGAUCGACAUGGGCAUCGGAUGGAUUUGGCACGUGGACGUGCCUCAGUGUUCAGCGACGUCUUCGAGUGGAUGAUAAACCAAGGUGGAGUGAGAGUCAAACUGCGUGUGUGCACCACAGUCCUCAUCGCUAACAUGAUCACCGGCCACGCUUUCACCACUGUCCACCAUCAUCGCUCUUCCUGCGCCAGAAGACCGCUGUAAUGAUUUACCGUCAACCGUUUAGAGGGGGAGAUGUUGAGAACCACUGGAUUGGCUCUCAUGCUCUCGUCGUUCUGCGUGCUCGCCGGUAGCAUUUCGUCAUGCCUUCGGUCGAUGCACAAUCGCAGGGAUUAAUUUAGAAGUAAUGUAGCCUUUGUGUAGUAACGUGUCGUCUUUAUAUUGUACAUUUUAUUAGUGUAAAUAAAGUUACAUUUUAAUGUGUUAUUUCGCUACGCCUGGGAGUUUGAAUAGACUGCGAUGUCUCCCGGCCACCCCGAACUCCAGGACGUAACAGCAACGGAGCUACCCAAUUGGCGCUAAAAGAAUGCUGACGACGUUGCUGCAACAAGUUGGCAACGGAGCCGCCAGAAUGGAUACAACGGAGAUUGCUGACGACGGCAUACGGGCGGAUGGCAACCAUCGGUCAUCGGCGCGGGCCAGCUGUUUCGACAUGCGACGACGGAAAGUGCAAGUGCAGGCAAAUGAAGUGUGAUUAAUUGAAAUAUUGUAAUAAAGGUUUAGUUCGAUUUCGGCUUUAGGGUAGUCAAGUAGCUUUUUUUAAAAAGAAACUUCCAUCCGAGAACUUUCAACUCGCGUUCGCUUUGCUAGAUUUUUGCGAGAGUGAGUUUUUGGAGGCAAAGUGUACAGGCCGCGUUUUCAUUCGGUCGUCGUCGUCGUCGUCUAUUUCACUGCUCAUCUUCGUACGGGGCGAUUUAUGAUACGAUAAAUGCAACAAACAACAUUUUUUGCGAUUUUAGUCAACAGACAUUGAAAUGUUCGUCACGUCAAGUGUCGGCCCAAGUUCCAAAGCCACGUUGGUUCAAAUCACUUUAUUUUCUCUUUCGUUAAUUUUCGCACUUCGAAAACUAUCUGAAUGGUUCGUUAUCUUCGAUGUCGGCAUGUGUUUUGUUUUAGUCCAAAUGAAAAUAAGUGGUUUGAUAUUAAUAGGGUUGCAUGAAUCACUCCACUUACCAAAGUGAACUCAUAUCAUGCGCCCUAUCCCCUCCCCACUAACAAAAAGUCCUUCCCAUGACAGACGUGGAGACGCAGAGGUGAUCUCUGUCUUUAGUAAGCAACGCACGUCAUAAUAACAUUCCUUUCCUUCCUCGAUGACCGUAAGGACGUGGCCGGCGCCGUUAUUGACCUAAUAAAGUUUGGAAUUCUCGAAGAUGCACAUUGAGGACGGUAAGCUACUCCCAAGCUCCGUCUGUUGGUUCCUUGUGCAACUUCGAUUGUUCUGGUCAAUCACGGAGUAGCAACUACGAAUAGUACGGUCAUCUAUGCUCAUGCUCAUGCUCAGUUGACGAUCCGAUCUCGUUCGAUACAGACGUGUUUGUUAGAUUGAAAGCUAUUAACAAAGCUGUUUUGGUGUGAGCAAUAGGCAGACACUGGAGGGCGAGAUGGAGGGUCUGGUGAAAAAUACGCGUUCCCGGAUGGUGCUACCGGACCAAGUGCCCGGUUGGUCAAGAGUUUCGACGCAGACUAGUUUAUAAUGGAGAGUGAGUCGUGUGUCCGCGUUCCGGGAAUAGUGUCAUCGUGAGAACAUUUGCUAAAAGAAAAGAAAAGUGUGUUGCUUCCAUACUGCUGCUACUUGGCACUUUUGGCCUUUGUGUGGUCAAGCAGCGAGGCAGAGAAAAGUGUGAGGAAAAUGAAAGAAGAAAGUGAAGUUCGCAAGCGUGUUUAGAGUUCCAGAAUCUGCUUUUAAAUAGAAACGCCUAAUAUAAGUGCCCGACGGUGUAUAAUAAACAGAAGAUCACGCACAGUUUCCUAGUUGAAGAGUUGGCGGCAGUAGCACCAGUGCGGUUCCUCCUUCGAGAACAAACUGCAGAAACCCCUCCUGUUCCGCUUGUUUCUCCUGCUCCUGCAGAGACACAGGACUGUCACUACCUGAUGAAUCUUCCAGAAAUUCUUUAUGGAGAAGUGCUUUCUCAUAUACUGCUGUAGAAUUACGAUAUUCAGAUGAUUUGAUGAGAUCGUUUCAAUCAUUUCUUUUGAUUAAUGUUAUGUUAUCUCAGAACUUCUCCUUCCCUUUAUUAGAAAUCAGAUUUUUUUAUUUUUUUUUUUUUUUCGUUUCAGAGAGCGAGUAAAGGCGCUUAAGCCUAGGCAUAAGGGCCAGGUCACAGAGUAAAUACCUGUGUUCCAUCCCAGGAAACCAAGGACCAAGGGGCGACAUUAACCUUCUUAGCAUCGUCACCCCCACCGAUUUUCAUAUCUUUUUUCUACCUAAAAAGCUGAGUGGUUGGUACGAGAUGUCCCCACUCAAUAGCUUUCGUGUAAAACUAAAAACACUGCACAGUAGGCCUGGCCGCUUUAAUGCUUGUAAUGCAUUUCCAAUGUACUGCAAGCACUAACCUUCCGUAACUCGCGCGGUUGACUACCUGCGUCAGCACCACGCUAAUGCUGAGUACAAAAAGCGAGAUUUUUUCAACGUGUUGUACAAAAUACAACAGCGCGAUUGUUCGAGGGUUAAUAAUGACAAGAUAAAUGGUAGAAUUAGUCGACUCUAUCAUUUUCCAGGAUUUUUUCAAUGAACGGCUGUGUAUGUGUAGACUAGACUAGACUAGACUAGUUUACAAUGGAGAGUGUUUACAAAAUCUCCGAAGAACGAUGCUUAUGUAUCAAGUGUUCAUGAAUGAACGAUCGAUGAAAGGUGUUGAUGCAGAAUCCCGACAAACACGUGUUCGAAUACUCAAAUGCCGAGAACGUGAAAAUCACGAUGUCCGUCGCAGGUGGAUGCAGCAAGUACAUACAUACAUACAAUUAUUUGCUCAAGAUCAUUAAGACAAGACAUAAUCAACAAUAGAACGCCACAAUACUCGGUUUGUGACUGCCACUCUCCAUCCUCGGUCGCGCCCAAUGCUCGCUAGGUCAGGCUCUACCUGGUUCGCCCAUCGUGCUCUCUGCGCUCCACGCCUUCCGGAUCAGUUGCAAACACCAGCUUUCCAGGGUUGUUGUCCGGCAUUCUUGCAACAUGCCCUGCCCACCGUAUCCUUCCAGUUUAGGUCACCUUCUGGAUGCUGGGUUCGCCGUAGAGUGCAGCGAGCUCGUGGUUCAUCCUUCUCCGCCGAACACCGUUUUCCAGCACACCGUCGAAGAUCGUCCUUAGCACGCGUCGCUCGAAAACUCCGAGUGCUUGCAGGUCCUCCUUGAGCAUGGUCCAUGACUCGUGUCCGUAGAGAACUACCGGUCUUAUUAGCGUUUUGUACAUGGUGCAUUUGGUGUGUGGACGAAUUUUUUUCGACCACAGUUUCUUCUGGAGCCCGUAGUAGGCCCGACUUCCGCUGAUGAUGCGCCUUCGAUUUUCACGGCUCACGUCGUUGUCAGCCGUCCGUAACGAUCCGAGGUAGACAAAUUCCUCCACCUCGAAAGUAUCCCCGACUAUCGUAACAUUACUACCCAGACGGAUCCGGUCGUGUUCGGUUCCGCUGCUCAAAAACCGACAUCUCUUCUCGACAUUGCGUCAAGCGGCGAUUAGGAAAUUGAGUGUUUGUGGGUGCCCCCAAGGGGGAGUCUUAUCACCGCUUUUAUGGAAUCUCGUAGCAGAUACGCUAUUGAGGCAACUCAAUAAUAGCGGUUUUCCAACAUAUGGUUUUGCCGACGACUAUCUAACAUUGUUAGUUGGUAUGUGCAUCAGCACCCUUUUCGACCUGAUGCAAAACACCCUUCAGGUAGUUGAGGGUUGGUAUCGCCAAUAUGGCCUUUCGAUCCGAGUAAAACAUCUAUACAGUAACAAAUUUUGAAAACGACGUAUAAUCAAUGCUACACCAUUGAUUAUACGUCGUUUUCAAAAUUUGUUACUGUAUUGUUCUUUUCACGGAAAAGCGAAACCGUAAUGGUGUUCGAACUUUACGUGUCUCUGAUUCUGAAAUCGAUGUGACUGAACAGGUAAAGUACGUUGGAGUCAUUCUUGAUUCCAAGCUUUCCUGGACACCUCAUGUUGAGUUCAGAAUCAAGAAAGCUUGUAUGGCCUUCGGUAAAUGCCGGUGAACCUUUGGUACAACUUGGGGUCUAAAACCCAAGUAUAUCAAAUGGAUUUACACAACUGUUGUUCGACCAAUAUUGGCCUAUGGAUGUCUUGUGUGGUGGCAGCAGAAGGGCGAAGCGAGAACGGUCCAAUCAAAAUUAACCCAUCUCCAAAGGAUGUGCUUAACCCUAAAAGGGAUACCUUCAUGGCCUCAGUUUCGUCACUUCGCUAAGUGUGUUACAUCAAAGACGAGCUCUGAAAGGCGCCUGGGGUCCAAUGGACCCCAGGUAUCCCUUUUAGGGUUAAUGGCGAUGUCUGCAGACAUGGAGCGUUCUCUUCAACUCCCACGGCAGCGCUCGAAGUGCGCUUUGACGUUGCUCCACUACACAUUCAUCUCAAACAAGAAGCACUUUCUUGCACUUACCGUCUAAGGGUAUUGGGUUUACUAGAGGAAACUCCUGUGAACCGCACAUCAACACACACCUCGUUGUUUCCACUUUUGGUGAAUUGGGACAAAGUUGUCCUUGCUCCAAGUGAUCUUACAAUUGCUUGUAAUUUUCCAUAUAGGACAUUUUCCACGAAAUUCCCUUCCCGGGAAGAGUGGAUAUCUGGAAGGAAGUAUUUCAGACGGCAUCGUAUGUUACACUGAUGGCUCCCUUCUCGAAGGUCGAGCAGGUGCUGGUGUUUGUUCUCGUGAGCUAAGGCUGCAUCAGUCUUAUUCACUUGGUAGACCCUGCACCGUUUUUCAGGCCGAAAUCUUAGCUCUUAUGUGCGGAGUGCAAUCAGCACUUCAGCAGCACGUAAUGGGCAAAGUAAUAUACUUCUGUUCAGAUAGCCAGGCUGCUAUUAAAGCACUUGCUUCGGCCAACUCCAGGUCGAAGAUAGCUAUCGCUUGUCGAACUCAAAACGAGGAGCUAAAUUCAGCAAACGCUGUUCACCUUGUAUGGGUACCUGGCCAUUCUUCCCGCUGGAAAUGAAUUGGCUGAUGAGUUAGCUCGCACUGGAGCAUCACAUGACUUCAUUGGCCCUGAGCCAGCUAUUCCGGAAUCCAAGUGUUGGGUAAAGCUUCAGAUUGACACCUGGGCUGCCACUCAGCACAAACAAUACUGGAAUAGUUUGGAGUCAUGUCGUCAAACAAAAUUGUAUUGUACUGAUCCAUCUCUAGGGGUGGCGAAGUAUUUAACAAAUUUGUAGAUCGUGGGUUUGAAUCCCACCAGAACGCGAUUUUUUCACAAAUGCAUCUCUCAAUUUGUCAAUUAGCAACAUUCUGUGCCUUCUAACUACAAGUUUUUCUGUAUGUUUAUUUAUGACAUACCAGCAAAUCUGGUAAAUACCAGUAAAGGACAACAUACAUCAGUGUAUGUAAUCAGUUACUGAUCUAUUUUUUUCGUUUUCCCUUCUUUACAGGAAUUAUGCGAAGCGUAGUGUUAUCCGUAUUGCAGAUAGAGCAAUAGACAAGUUCUUAGCAUGGCAGCGCAAUGUAUUGUAUUCAUGUGUUCGUAACACCAUCGAAUGGCUGUAUGGCGAAUAAAAAUUAAAAACUACAGAAACGGCCGGCUUUCGUGUCCUCUAUCAUUUCCAGUUCCAGUCCAUCACACUGAAGCCUACGACGGACAUGUUCGCGUUAUCGCUCCACCCUGGAACCGUCCCGGCACAUUCCACCCCAUACGUAUUGUUAUCAUUGUCAUAGAGGAGGCUAAAGUAAGUUGCCUGGACAUAGAAUGCAUGUGUAUUUAUUAGAGUGGGUCAUCUGUUACAUGGGAAAAUUGAUCGCAACCGAUCAGCUCAAAGCUUUUUAGAUCCCAUUUGGGGUAUUGGGCACUAUCGGUUUUAUCUGUGAUUUUCGCGUCGCGUUUGAAGUUUGUAUGGGAUUUUAAAACGGGAACACAUACUUUUUUUUUUUUGAAAGGCUCAUAGCCUACGAUGUGUUGAACAACUUUGUCGAAGACCACGAAGUGAUCUGAUGCUUAUGACAAAUGUUAUAGCGUAGGCAUUUCUUGCCAAAAUAGCAUUUUC
Molecule: messenger RNA, 7301 nt
Organism: Aedes albopictus (Asian tiger mosquito)
Lineage: Eukaryota; Metazoa; Arthropoda; Insecta; Diptera; Culicidae
Exons: 2
Coding region: 224-1324 (366 amino acids)
Source: RefSeq, a predicted model, not a curated record